Molecule: messenger RNA, 1853 nt
Organism: Chinchilla lanigera (long-tailed chinchilla)
Lineage: Eukaryota; Metazoa; Chordata; Mammalia; Rodentia; Chinchillidae
Gene: Sod3
Product: superoxide dismutase 3, extracellular
Biological process (GO): removal of superoxide radicals
Molecular function (GO): copper ion binding; superoxide dismutase activity
Source: RefSeq, a predicted model, not a curated record
UUCCCUCAGCUCACAAACAACCCAGCCCAGGAGGCAGCCUGAAUUUCUGCAGUCGUCAGAGGUGCUGCUCCCACUCAGCAGGAGGAAAGGUCUCCUGGACGGGCUGGCCAGGUGCAGACCCUGGCCAUGCUGGCCUUGCUGUGUGGCUGCCUGCUUCUGGCGGCGGGUCCCACGCACACCCUGAGCAGCCCCGUCCUGACUGAGCCCAACCUCGACCUGAUGGAGCAGAUCCGCGACAUGCACGCCAAGGUGACAGACAUCUGGCAGGAGCUGACGCAGCGGCGGGAGGCGGCCGGGGGGCCAGACGCGGCGCUCCACGCAGUGUGUCGGGUGCAGCCGUCCGCCACCCUGGACGCCGAGCAGCCCCGGGUGAGAGGCCUGGUCCUCUUCCGGCAGUCCACGCCUGAGGCCCGGCUCGAGGCCUUCUUCGACCUGGAGGGCUUCCCAGAGGAGUCCAACGGCUCCAAGCGCGCCAUCCACGUGCACCAGCUAGGCGACCUGAGCCAGGGCUGCGACUCCACCGGGCCGCACUACAACCCGCUGUCCGUGCCGCACCCGCAGCACCCUGGCGACUUCGGCAACUUCGUCGUGCGCGACGGCCGCCUCUGGAGGUACCAGGCCAGCCGUGCCGCCGUGCGUCCGCGACCACCGCCCCGCCCAGCACAGCCACACCCGCUGCCGUGCCUGAGCCCACCCCCGCCGGGUACCCACGCACCCGUGCACCCCGAGACCCCGCCUCGCCAGGACUUCCCUGUGCGCCCCGGGAGCUUGGUGUACCCCGAGAGCUCCAUGCCCAGAACACCCCCAUGCACUCGAGAGCUCUCUCACCGCCGCGCACCCCUUGCACCCGGAGACCCCACCCAGCCAGGACACCCUUCGAGUCCUGACAGUCCUCCCUGCCAGGCCAACCACGUGAGCCACACGGCCUUGAGCCUUGCCCAGGACGCCCGUGCACUCCCCUGCACCCCCAGAGGUCCCCCUGUACCCCCAAAGUAUACAUCAGUGUACUCCGAAGGUGGUCCCUACUGGUACACCUCUUCCCACGCACUCGGAGACCCUCAGCAUCAGGACACCCCCACACACACCCCUGUGUACCUCAAGACCCCUCCCUGCCAGGAUACCCUGCUGGCCAGAGAGUCCUCCCUGCCUUGACAAUCACGUGAGCCCUGAGACUCCCGCGUACCCUGAGAGCCUCUCCCUGCCCAGAACACCCCCGCGCCCCCAAGUAUCCUCCGCACCCAGACACCCUAGUGUACCCUGAGAACCCGCCCUCCAAGCUGGAGACUCUGCGCUAGAGACACCCCCACCAAGAAUGCCGAGGGCCGCGUGCGCAGAGGAAGUUCUGCGUGCCCCUCGACCCUCCCUGCCUCGGAGCCUCUCUGCUGUUGCAACCACACACACCUCUCAGCCUGAGGUCUCCUCCUGGUGGGCCAAGAUGCUUCCCUUCCACCCCGAGGGCCACCCAUAAGCUCCAAGCCCCCCACCCAGUGCCACUCGGGCCCCCUGCCCAGAUGUGCCUACAUACAACACCCACCCUGGAUCGCUCCUGCUGAGAUCUCUGUCCUCCCUGAAGCCCAGACCCCACAGCCCCACCUAUGACCCCUGAGAGGCCUCUCUACCUUGAGGAAGACCCCUCCCUUUAGACUCCUCCUGGGCCCUAAGAGACCCCACCCCAGGUUGCCUAGGGACCAUUUCCUGUUCACCACCACUCUGAAGGUGCCGCUGGAAGUUACCCUCACCCUUCCCCAGCCUUCUGCUGUUUUCCCAGCAUCACCACCCUGGGGAGAGCCGCUUUUUAGGGGGAUGUUUGACAACCUCUGUUGCACAGUAAAAACGCAGCAAUUCAGUCCAGC